Molecule: messenger RNA, 924 nt
Organism: Seminavis robusta
Lineage: Eukaryota; Bacillariophyta; Bacillariophyceae; Naviculales; Naviculaceae
Source: the annotation of a GenBank genome assembly
AUGCACGUCACAGAUACCCACUAUGCCGCUGCAUUUUACAAUAUGUCAGCUGUUCAGUUCUGGAAAGACAGUCUUAUUCCAACAUCAACAUCAACUACAACAAUAUCCAAUGAGGUUGCCACUUGUGGAAACGUACCAGAAGAUCCCUUUGAAUGGUUAGUGGCCAGAGAACGAAAUUCCAAAAUCCUGCGAUUAGAAGCCAUUCAAAGAGCCAUUGCCCAUGGUGGAAGCAUUGCGGUGCUAAAAUGGGCACUCCAACAAGAUUAUCUUCGAACAACAAAUCCAGGUACCAUGGCAUUGUUCGCCUUACACGGUCACAGUAAAGCCUGCCAAUUCUUACGCAACAAACAAAAUUGUCCCUGGAAUGAAAGUGCGACUGCCAAUGCCGCCCUCAAUGGACACUUGAAAACAUUAAAAUGGCUACGAGCCAACAACUGUCCUUGGAACGAACGAACGUGUACCAAUGCCGCCAAGAAUGGACAUUUGCACGUUCUACAAUACGCUCGCGACAAUCACUGUCCGUGGAAUGAACACUACUUGUGUCAGACUGCCGCAGGACACGGGCAGAUCCAUAUUCUACAAUGGCUGGCAGAGCAAGGAUUAGUAUUGCAUCUAUUAUUUGAUGAAUUGACGUGUCUGAAAGCAGUACAGCAUGGGCAACUACAAGUCGUCCAAUGGCUCCACGAACAGCAGUUGUGGCGAGAAGGCAACUAUUGCUUUUGCGACGAAGCGGCCGGUAGUGGACAUUUGCACGUCCUCAAGUGGCUCGUCGACAAGGGACUCUCGCACUGCGACGCCACCACCAGUGAAUUUGCCUCCCUUUCCAAAAAUUGGGACGUCCUCAAGUUUCUCCACGACCUCGGAUGCCACCAUGCGGGAGGGUACCUCGAUGCGGCUCGACAAAAUGGGGAGCUCCUAGAAUGA